AUGGCAGAUGCACAUCGACCAUCCGAGUGCAUCGUACUACUUAGACACAGUGUGCUCGCUGAGAUCUCCGAAGAUCCGAGCCAUCGCAUCUCAGCCUUUCUCUCGGAAUCCACUUACAUCCCAUUCGCGAGCAUGAUGGUAGUUGUAGAUUUUGUGAAAGCCUCGGAAUGCGGGAUAUCUCGUGGAUUUCGAGAGAUCCACGAACCACGGACGACGAUCCCGAAGAUGCUCAAGGGAAUCUAUGUGGAAUGUCGUGCGAUGAUGCUUCGGACAUGGCAGGUGAUUCGAGGGUACCCGGAGACGGAGAAACAGUUGAAAGAGUUGGAGGAAUUGGAGCAUCGGGGAGGAGUGGAUUUUUGGAAGGGACCCUCGAGUGUGGGGGAGCCGUUUGACGUGAUGUUGUCACCCCAGGAAAGCACUCACGUUACCGCUUUCCUUCAACGACGAGCCAUUCCUUACGAGAUCACGAUGGAGGACGUGGGUGCUUUGAUCCGAACCAAAAGUCUUCAGCGUGUAGCCCCUUCAUCCUCUUCGACUACCUUCAGUUACAAUGCCUACUAUAAGACGUCGGUGCUCCACGCCAAACUUCGGGAUCUGGGAAAUAGGUAUCGCAACGUGAGCGAGAUCGUGAAUCUCGGCUACUCCAUCUACAGGAAGGAGAUCCUCGGUCUCGCCAUCGCUACCGACUCGCAAGCAUCCAAGAUGGCCAUCUUCAUCGAUGGAGGGAUCCACGGGCGGGAAUUCAUAGCACCGGCGACGACGAUAUUCUUGGCCGAGCAGCUGCUGAGUCGUCAGUCGGAUCCGACUGUGAAGGCCCUUCUCGACAACUUCAAUUGGUACUUCGUGCCUCUGGUGAACCCCGAUGGCUACGACCAUUGUCACGAUAAUUUCCGGCUCUGGAGGAAGAAUCUCAGCAAGAGAAGCGGGUUAUUAUCCAUUUUGUGCAAAGGCGUGGACUUGAAUCGCAACUUCAACUUUAGCUGGGGUGGAAGAGGGUCCUCGAAGACGCCCUGUGACGAGACCUAUGCAGGUCCGUCACCCUUCUCGGAACCGGAGAGCCGGGCCAUUGGGCACUUCCUCCUCUCCAAGAAGCCAAACGUCCUCGCUUACAUCACCGUCCACAGCUACGGCCAGUAUUUCAUCUUCCCUUGGGGACACAACGGCAGCAAACCCGCCAACCACGACGAUUUGCAGAGGCUCGGCGAGAUUUAUGUGUCUGCCGUGCAAAACCAGAGUGGCUACAUCUAUCGGACAGGAAAUGCCGCAACGACUCUAUAUCCAGCAUCCGGGACAUCGGAGGACUGGGCCAAAGCAGAAGCUGGCGCAAAAUACGCCUACACAUUGGAACUCCGAGACACAGGAAAAUAUGGGUUCCUACUGCCUGCAUCAGAAAUCAUGCCAGUAGGACAAGAAAACUGGGCCGGUCUGAUGGCAUUCGCCACAGAGUUAACUCGGAGGCACCCGUACGUACCCCAAGACAAGAAUGAAGACCCGUCGACCAACGAAAUCACCGAGAAACCUUCUGUGGGGACGCAAGGUUUUUUCGCGAAAAUGAUCGACCUGUUUCUUGGACUCCUGGGAAGCAUUGGCGGCAGCUAAAGGUUCCAGGCAAAAUGUGUUGGAACGGCAUUGGUAGAAUCUCUCGUUACCCCAAAUGUUCUAAUGGAAAACACAAGAAUUAUUAUAUCGUAUCCACUGACUGAAGGAAAAAAAAUCCAUGCCCCGCUCUCUCUUUAAAAAAAAAAUAAAUAAAUAAAUAACCGGUAAUGUAAGUUUGCCUCUUUUUUUUUAACCAAUGGCAGGAUCUACAGGGAAGAAAUAAAAAUGUUAGAGCUAAUAAAUGCAUUACUCAGCAUGAAUAUACUGAUAUUUCCUUUUAAGAAUUGGGCGUCUCACUUAUGUGGACUCGGUUGAGCCAGUAAUACCAGUGCACAGUUUCAGGUCGAAGAAUCAGAAUUCUGACCAUUCCUACUUACUCAAAUGCUCCUAGGUUUAUAUUUACGUAAAAAAAAAGGAAAACAAGACACAUUCCUGGGGCUGUAUUUUUAGGGUGUUAGGUAAGGGACUCAGUUAUAAUUUUUAAAUAACUCACAAGUAACAGACAGGAAAUAAAAAUCUUUAGAAUGAAAUGAUUGUUCAAUUCUGGUUUCUUCUGGGAAUAAACAG
Messenger RNA from Darwinula stevensoni, 2166 nucleotides. NCBI's taxonomy places the organism in Eukaryota, Metazoa, Arthropoda, Ostracoda, Podocopida, Darwinulidae. The record is from the annotation of a GenBank genome assembly.